GCCGCAUUUGCUGCCUGGAAACCUCCCGCGCGUUCACUCUCCCUAAGCUCCUGACGCAGUUCUGCCGUCGCGCGCCUUCUCUCUCUGUCUCGUCCGCCUACCCAAGCGCUCUCCCAGCUCCCUCCCACCUACCUCCCAGUCAUGAUGCCCUGCCCUGGCCAUCUGGUCGUCGCCCUGGCCCUGGUGCUGACCCUGAGUCACGCCCUGCCCGCCAAGGAGGUCCCCAAGGCGCAGAAGGAGGUCUCUUCGGCUCAUGAAGGAGGACGGUUGCAGAAGAGAGCUGCGGGUCCCUCCUCUGACACCAGCCAGGAGGAGCUCGAAGCCCUUAAAGACCUCAUCCUGUCCCGUCUGGCGGCUGAGCUUGAUGCCACCUAUCAGGACCUGCCAUCUUUCAAGCAUGACUUACUGAAGGCGGAGGUCGAUGGGGAAGAGGACGAUGAAGGAAACGAAGAAGGAAGGAGGGAGGAGGGCAAGAAGAAGAGGAUGUUUGCCCCUCUCUCUGGCUUACCGGGUAACCUGCGUACCAUCAAGAGACAGAUUCGGUACCAUCAGUGUUAUUUCAACCCCAUCUCCUGCUUCAGGCGGAAGUGAAUCUGCUGGCAUUGCAAGUAGAGAUGACGCCGCUGCGAGCUGUUGACGUCAUCCCACUCUGACGUCAUCCAGUAGCCUGACCAGCGCGUCCACUCCCGCCGCUUGACGUCAUCAUCAUCAACAGCAGCAGUAGUUCAGCAUAACCUUCAGGAUAACAAGCAGCGAGUGAACCAGUGACGUCACCAAUACCUGAAUGUUGCGUGUGUGUGUGUGUGUGUGUGUGUGUGUGUGUGUGUGUGUGUGACAGGACUGCAGCUCUUCUCUUUGGGCCAAUCGAUAUAUGUAUUACCAUUUUUUUUUUUUUUUUCAGAAAUGAUGUGUUCUUUUACUUUUCUCGAGUCUGACAUGAUUCAAGUUCACCAAAAUAACUUUGCUUUUUUUCAUGACUGUUCUUGUUUUUUAGAUGUGCUCUACUCUCUCUCUCUCUCUCUCUCUCUCUCUCUCUCUCUCUCUCUCUCUCUCUCUCUCUCUCUCUCUCUCUCUCUCUCUCUCUCUC
This is a messenger RNA of Scylla paramamosain (green mud crab), 1087 nucleotides long. RefSeq lists its product as uncharacterized. NCBI's taxonomy places the organism in Eukaryota, Metazoa, Arthropoda, Malacostraca, Decapoda, Portunidae. The record is from RefSeq and is a predicted model, not a curated record. The transcript has 3 exons. The coding region runs from base 142 to 591 and encodes 149 amino acids.